GGAGAGAGAAUCCGAAUCCUUCUCUCAUCUCACUCCUUGCAUUUUUCUCUUUCUCUGUUUCCCUGUCAUUGAAGACAGUCUCAGAGGAGGAGACUUCAGAAGAAGCCCUAAUACUGGGUCAGGAAGAUGGAAUCCCACACUUGAACCUGAAAGUUUUUGUUUUUUUAUCUAUUCAAAAAAAACAGGACUUUGCAAAACCAACCAUUGACUAGGUACUUGCCCCAAAUCUAACUUUGACUAGGUACAUGUCAUAUUUCCUCAAGACAUGGAAACCAAAAGUACAUCUGUUUCAGAAACCAACCCUCUGAGCAAUUUGAGCUUUGAUGAAAUUUUGGCCCUGGCUGAUGAUGCUUGGGCACAAUCUACAUCACUUCCUGGUAUUGAUGAUGGAGUGAAGUCACAUUCCGGCGCGGGUGACCCAUUGCAUGUCUCUCUAGAACAACAACAUUCCAUCAACCAUGAAAGUUCCCUAGAUCCUCAGGAUCAAAGUAGGACACUGAAUCGCCUUUUAUCCCCCGCGCAAAGUCAGCAACCCUCCCCCACACUCAUUGUUCAUUCCCCUGUUACAGAACAGGUUGAGAGGUUAACAGUGGAGAAUCAUGGGUAUGACAAACCCAAUCCAGGAUGUGUGCAUCUCUUGGUACAUUUUGCUGGAAAAAGGGGAGGAACUAAACCGUUAUUGAAUGUUGAUAUUAACCGAUACUCAUAUUUGGGUUUAGUUGAUGAUGUUGGUGGGUUAGCCAUGGCUGACGGAUGCAAUGCUGAAGAUUUACCUUUCACCCUUUCUUUUUCUCAUCCAAGUAGCCAGUCAAAAAAGUCCAUUAACACUGAUGCCGAUGUUCUUGACAUGUUCAAGCUAAAUGCUAAAUGUGAACACAUUAAUGUAUAUGCUACCUUAUUGAAUUAUGAGGAUCGCGAGUUUGGAGUUAGUAAUUUUGAUAAGGCUAUGAGGAAUAAUAAUCAUGAAAUGCCUGAAGUGAUAGUUAUUGAGUCUGAUGAUGAAUGUAGAAUGGGUGAUGAACCUGAAGAAGAUGAGAGUGAAGAAACUGAUGGGUCAAUUUAUUUGGAUAAAGGUAUGAAAGGAAAAAUAUCUGUUCAUGAAGCUGAUGGAAAAGUGAAGUUAAAAGUUGGUUUAUUGUUUGUUGAUGUGGAUGAGUUUAGAGCAACCCUUAAAAACUUUGUUAUACAAGAGGGGUUUCAGGUUCAAAUGAUUAAAAAUGAAAAGGCUAGGGUAACUGCUAUAUGUUCUGCAGAUGGUUGCUUAUGGUGUAUUCAUGCCUCUUUGACAACAGAUGGGAAAACAUUUAAGAUUCAGACAUUUAAUCCCUUGCAUUCCUGCAUAAGAACAUCCAAGAACUCCAAUGCCACAUCCACUUGGACUGGCAAAAAGUCAAGAAGCAAGUUCAAGGCUGACCCAAAUGUGAGUAGCAAUCAAGAAUUGUUGGAUAAUUAUGGCAUAGAACCAAGCAAUUUAGCUCAGCUUUAUCGUGCAAGAAAAAGGGUGAGACAAGACUCAAACGGGGUUCAUGCACUUCGAUAUACUGGCUUAUCAGCUUGGGCUAACCUUGCCAAGGAAACAAACCCGGGAUCCAUAAUAAAGCUACAGUUAGAACCUAGGAUCAACAAAAACCCCGAGUUUAAAAGGUUUUUUGUUUGCUUAGAUGCGAUGAAAAAGGGAUUUGUGAGGGGCUGUAGGCCUUGGUUUGGCAUUGAUGGCUGCCACCUCAAAGGACAAUAUGGAGGAGUGUUACUCUCAGCUGUGGCAGUUGAUGGAAACAAAGACAUAUUUCCGAUUGCCUUUGCUGUUGUUGAAGUUGAAUGUAAGGGCUCAUGGAUGUUUUUCUUAUCCUUGUUGAAUGACGCAUUGAGUUCUGUUCCUGAGUGGCAAGAUAUACAAGUGACAAUCAUGUCAGACAUGGAAAAUGGGUUGCGAAAUUCAGUUGCCGAAAAAUUUCCUUACGCCAAACAUAGGUAUUGCUGUAAUCAUUUGCUGAACAAUUUUAAACUGAAUUUUAAAACACUGCUUCUCAACAUGCAAUUCUGGGUUGCGGCAAUGGCUUAUAAUGAGUUUAUGUAUGAGAAAGCUAUGGACAAACUCAGAAAAAUCAAUAUUGAGGCUGCAAAUUGGUUGUUAGAUCCUGAAAGGCCUAAAAACAUGUGGGCAAGACAUACUAUUGACCCUAAGUGCAAAUCUGAUCAUGUAACAAACAAUAUUUGUGAGACCUUUAAUAGCUGGUUGGGAGAUGAUACAGAGAAGACAAUUUUGUCUAUGAUUGAGUCUAUUACUUGUAGAUUGAUGGGUAGAUUUCAAAGGCGGUAUGAAAGAGGGCGUGGGUUUCAAAAUAUUAUCACUCCUAAGAUUAGAAAAGGGCUUUACGUUACAAUGCAAGAUGGAAGAUUUUGCAGAGUCCUCACAUAUGCAGGUAAUGAGGAGUUUCUAGUGAAAGAUGGGCAUACCAUUUUUUUAGUGAAAUUGAGGAAUAGAGAAUGUGGUUGUAAUUAUUGGGGGCUGUCUGGUUUACCGUGCAAGCAUGCAUGCGCUUGCAUUGCCUACAAGGGAGAAAAUGUGGAGAUGUUUUGUGAUGAUGCUUACACUACUAGGACUUAUUGUUUAGCUUACACCGAGAUAAUACAUCCCAUACCUGAAUUGGAUCCCGGUAAUAGUGGUUGUUAUGGGAAGAUUGAUUCUCCUACCUUGAAGAGGCUGCCUGGAUGGGAAAGAAUUAAUCGGAAGAGAGGUGUAACUGAAGGUCCAACCGUGUCACAUGAAGCAAGAAGGUCACACAGGGUUAAGUGUGCAAAUUGCGAGGAGUUUGGACAUGAUAGUUGGGAAUGUCAGAGGGAUAAAAGCAAAAGACAGGAAAAAGUAACGGUGAGGUCUGGAAAGCAUAAUUAUGUUAAAUACGACUUGCGCCCUAGGAGAGAGCACCCAACAUAUUAUGAAGGAGACACAUGAAACUUCAAGUCAAGCAAUGGCUUCUUGAAAUUAUGGUACUUCAAGCCAAAAUGCUUUUGAGCAGCCAAGUCACGAAUUAGAACUGCUAAUGAGUAGUCACAUCUGUUGUGAGAGUGUUAAUUGACACUUUUGGGGGGUGGUAAGGUCCCAUUUUUUUGGUACAUUUCAUGUACAUAUGAUAAUCUCACUUUUUGAGGUUAUAUAGUCCCCUGUUUUGUAGAUUUAACGUACAUGUUUUAACUCUACUUCAAAAAAAAACGUACAUGUUUUAACUCAUUUCAUGUAGAUUUCACUUACAUUUCAUGUUAAUUCUCGAUGGAUAUGAAGCAUUUUGCUUA
Messenger RNA from Lotus japonicus, 3294 nucleotides. RefSeq lists its product as uncharacterized. NCBI's taxonomy places the organism in Eukaryota, Viridiplantae, Streptophyta, Magnoliopsida, Fabales, Fabaceae. The record is from RefSeq and is a predicted model, not a curated record. Gene Ontology annotation, molecular function: zinc ion binding. The transcript is spliced from 8 exons. The coding region runs from base 266 to 2956 and encodes 896 amino acids.